Molecule: messenger RNA, 1472 nt
Organism: Pseudomassariella vexata
Lineage: Eukaryota; Fungi; Ascomycota; Sordariomycetes; Amphisphaeriales; Pseudomassariaceae
Exons: 2
Coding region: 162-1289 (375 amino acids)
Source: RefSeq, a predicted model, not a curated record
AAAAGAACCCUGAACGACAUACUCAUUCCGUCCCUGCGGCUUCGUUUCGUACGUCACCGCCCCUGUUUCUUGUCACUCCUCAAUCCACGACUUUCAUCAGCAAAAUCCCCUAAAUUUAUACGACAGCACGAGCGCUGGGCCGCUGCCCCUCAAAUCAUCUUAUGAGAGCUCGGCCGUUUGGUUGCUUUAAAACGCUGAAGGCCCAACUAAUGCAGAGCGCAGCGACACACAAUUCCCCGCGUACAUGGCUCCUGACAUCCUCGUUCUCCCCGCUUAUCAUCCGACUCAUACGCCUCCUGCUAGCCCACGGAGACUACGUCGUAGCGUGCUACUCGCCGCACGAGAUCACCCAUGAUGAUCGGAGCGCUGAGUUUCGCGAGUUGAUUAGCGACUGCAAGGGUAAUCGCAAAGACCGCGAGGGCUGGAGCACCCGUUUGCGGCCCGUCAAAUGUGACGGCCGGGACAAGGCGCAGUGCGGCGCUGCCGUGGCCGAAGCCAAGGAUGCGUUUGGGAGAGUAGACAUCCUUCUGUGUUGUACUUCUGAAGCUAUUGUUGGCACCGUCGAAGAACUCUCAACUUCGUCUGCGACCCAGAAUCUUGUACGGGACCAAUUUGAAACCAUAUUCUUCUCUCAGGUGAAUUUCAUAAAAGCUGCGCUGCCUAUACUACGGGCACAGCAUACUGGUCACGUUAUGAUACUCUCGAGUAUUGGGGGCCACAUUGGAACCCCUGGAAUGUCGAUAUACACGGCAGCAACUUGGGCCUUGGAAGGAUUUUGCGACUCCCUGGCAUACGAGAUUGCCCCUUUCAACAUUAAAUUAACCAUAGUGCAGCCUCACAAGGAGAUCCAGUCGCUGACGAACAAAAUUGUCUUCUCGCCGCAAGUACCACAUUACGACCGGGAGAACAGCCCGGCACCAAGUGUCCGGGACAUGCUCGGCAAUGUCCUCAACCUCAACCCGGACACGGCCGUGGAGCCUUCAGAAACCGACAUUAUAUCUAGGUACCCGAAGCUGCCUGCCUCCUCAGUAGACAAGUUAGUGAUGGAGACAAUCCACGCGUUGACUGCGAUUGGGGGUCAUGAGAACCCUCCCGCGCGGCAUAUUGUGGGCUUCGAAGGGGCGGAGGCCGUGAAGGAGAAGCUCAAGACGGUGACGGAAGAAUUGGAGGAUUUCGUAGACGCAAGUCUGGCCGUAGAUAUCUUCGACAGCGAGCUGCAAGCCGAAGCGCGGCAAGGUCAAAUAACGUCGGGAGAGGCUCCGGGUGGGAGUUCAUCAAUGCAGUCUUGAACGAGAUCUAGAGCUAGAGCGUACUGGAACGAAGCAAUUCUACGUCAAGAUUUCCAUCGUACGAUUGUGAAGGCGACUAAGUACUCGAGAAGGGUUAUUCCUUGUUUGUUGAGAAAUAGUAGUUUUGUAUAGCCCGGUCUGAGAGGUUAAGGUUCAUUGAGAUAGGCUACCCUGUAGCGAACG